Molecule: messenger RNA, 2719 nt
Organism: Cervus elaphus (red deer)
Lineage: Eukaryota; Metazoa; Chordata; Mammalia; Artiodactyla; Cervidae
Gene: WNT8B
Product: Wnt family member 8B
Exons: 8
Coding region: 1730-2719 (329 amino acids)
Biological process (GO): multicellular organism development; cell fate commitment; canonical Wnt signaling pathway
Cellular component (GO): extracellular region
Molecular function (GO): frizzled binding; cytokine activity
Source: RefSeq, a predicted model, not a curated record
AACCCAGGGAUCAAACCCACGUCUCCUGCUUGGCAGGAGGAUUCUUUACCACUGAAUCACCUGAGAAGCCCCAAAUAAUUGAGUCUGGUCUUCAAUUUAUUUGGGUUUAUACCUAGGAGAGGAAUGGCUAGAUUAUAUGGCAGUCCUACAUUUAACUCUUUCCAGAACCACCGAACUGUUUUCCACAGCAGCUGCACCAUUUAUGUUUCUACAAGGAAGGCUCAUAUCACACAUAUUCAUUUAUUUUUUUCACCCUUUAUACUUAACAGUGUACCCAUUUGUUUCUUUCCUGCUCCCUACUUGCAAGAAAGCAGGGGUAGAGGAUGGGAGAAGCUGCACCUCUAGUAGAAAAAUGAUCCCCCCAUAAACCGGGGCAGCAGGAGCCCCUCUGGCCUUAUGCUUUGCCUCUGCUCUUGCCUCUUCAACAAACAGGAUUCUGUGACCAGGAACAGAGGAGGGAAGGCUUCCAUCUCCCUGUGACACACCCACCACAGCCAUUUAUGUUAUCCCAUAAAACGACCCUCCCAGCGCCCUCCAACACUUCCCUGCUCACACAGAAUAUCCCAUUAAACGGUCUUAAACAGCCAAAACUGAGAACAGAAAGGAAGCAGCUCCGUGUGGAAGCUGCCAACCUUGGCUCAGCUCUGCAGGCGAGUGUUUUAACUCUCAGCUCAAGCUUAAGAUCUCCGAAGACACAACCCCGAGCCUUGUGCUGCCCAGCCCCCCUGCUAAAGGGCCUGCCUGUCUGAGCUUGUCUGGACCUGGCUGGGAGUAGACAUGAAUGGAGAGGAAGAGCUUCCCUCUCCACCCCCUCUCAACGGGGUUACUGCCGGUCACAGAGCUAUUUACAUUUACAACAGCCCAACAGCGCCUGAUCAGGCGGGAGCCAAUCAGCAGCCCCCAAGCUUGUCUGACUCCGUCUGCGCCAAUCAGGAGGUGCUAUCCUUAUAGCCUCUCUUUCUUUGAAUCACACAGGUCGGUUGUCGCCUGUUUUGGGGAGGGGAGCCUGAUUCAGAGUUCAGGCUCUCCCUAGACUUCAGUUUGUCAUUCACUGGAAUGGGGAAAAUACAGAAACACACUCAGCUUCCCGGGGAGACAGCUGCACAUAAAAUUCUAGGAGAGUGUUAUAAACGAAUGGAGAACACUGUCUUCCUUCCCAGCAUAGAUUCUGUGCUUCUCCGCUGCGAAAAAUUGUAUAGAGAGAGUUUCUCCUCCUUCACUGCCAGCCCCUCCCUGACUCAGGAUUAUCAAUAUGGGCUCUUAAUCCAUGAUUGCCUUGCAGGCGGUGCGACAUUGCUGACCACAACAGGCCAGUAGGCAGAGCUAAUUUUUUUUCUCACCAGCAAUAGUGCAAACACCUGUCAGUAAAGGGCAAAGAGCAAAGGAUCAGCAAAACAGGCUAAAGACUGGAUAGUCACAGGGUAGAGCAGAAGCAUGAACGUGUUUGGGAGCGGUCAGGGCUGAUGUAACCGGAACAUGCAGGACUUGGAGUGCAACGUGGAGAGAGGCCUUGAAAGCCCGCCUGGAGCGUUUAAACAUGCUUCCAAAAAGCUAUUGAUGCAGUGAUUUAGCUGCCACAAAAAUCAGGAGGAAACACACAGGAAUUCACUCAUCUCACUCUGGUGAUGGAGGACCAGCACACAAGACCUACAGUAAUGUUUCCAAACUUGAAGAUUGCUGUUCCUUCUGAGUUUCCUCAGAUGAUACUUCUUCCUGCUCCCACCCCUAAAUGUCAGUGAACAAUUUCCUGAUGACUGGUCCAAAGGCUUACCUGAUCUACUCCAGCAGUGUGGCAGCUGGUGCCCAGAGUGGAAUUGAAGAAUGCAAAUACCAGUUUGCUUGGGACCGCUGGAACUGCCCUGAGAGAGCCCUGCAGCUGUCCAGCCAUGGUGGCCUUCGCAGUGCUAAUCGGGAGACAGCAUUUGUACAUGCCAUCAGUUCUGCCGGGGUCAUGUACACUCUGACUAGAAACUGCAGCCUUGGGGAUUUUGACAACUGUGGCUGUGAUGACUCCCGCAAUGGGCAACUGGGGGGCCAAGGCUGGCUGUGGGGAGGCUGCAGCGACAACGUGGGCUUUGGAGAGGCAAUAUCCAAGCAGUUCGUCGAUGCCCUGGAGACAGGACAGGAUGCUCGGGCAGCCAUGAACCUGCACAACAAUGAGGCUGGCCGCAAGGCGGUGAAGGGCACCAUGAAACGCACGUGUAAGUGCCACGGGGUGUCUGGCAGCUGCACCACGCAGACCUGCUGGCUGCAGCUGCCGGAAUUCCGAGAGGUGGGUGCGCACCUGAAAGAGAAGUACCACGCGGCUCUCAAGGUGGACCUGCUGCAGGGUGCAGGCAACAGCGCGGCGGGCCGCGGUGCCAUCGCUGACACCUUUCGUUCCAUCUCCACACGGGAGCUGGUGCACCUGGAGGACUCCCCGGACUACUGCCUGGAGAACAAGACGCUAGGGCUGCUGGGCACCGAAGGCAGAGAGUGUCUGCGGCGCGGCCGGGCCCUGGGCCGCUGGGAGCGCCGCAGCUGCCGUCGACUCUGCGGGGACUGCGGGCUGGCGGUGGAGGAGCGCCGCGCCGAGACAGUGUCCAGUUGCAAUUGCAAGUUUCACUGGUGCUGCGCGGUCCGCUGCGAGCAGUGCCGCCGGCGAGUCACCAAGUACUUCUGCAGCCGCGCGGACCGGCCACGCGGGGGCGCGGCGCACGAACCCGGGAGAAAACCCUAA